Messenger RNA from Fraxinus pennsylvanica, 720 nucleotides. Lineage: Eukaryota; Viridiplantae; Streptophyta; Magnoliopsida; Lamiales; Oleaceae. The record is from the annotation of a GenBank genome assembly.
AUGGAAUUUUACACAUAUCCAUCUAAUCCUUUGCCCUCAUCUUCAUCUUCUUUGUUAUCAUUCGGGUAUUUCAUCGACAAAAUUAAACAAUGUUUCGGCUUCGCUCUGUCUGCAAUUGUCGGAAAUGUAUUCUCUGCAGUUUUCACCUUUUUCUUUGCCAUAGUUGGUACUUUAUUAGGUGCAAUGACCGGAGCUCUAAUCGGGCAAGAGACCGAAAGUGGGUUUGUUAGGGGGGCUGCCGUUGGUGCCAUCUCUGGUGCUGUUUUCUCAAUCGAGGUCUUCGAGUCUUCACUGCUUUUAUGGCAAUCAGAUGAAUCUGGCGUUGGAUGUAUACUGUAUUUGAUUGAUGUGAUUGUGAGCCUUUUAAGCGGUAGACUCGUCCGCGAACGCAUUGGUCCAGCUAUGCUUAGUGCUGUGCAAAGUCAAAUGGGGGCCAUGGAAACAAUGACCUUUGAAGAGGACGCGAACAUUUUUGACACAGGUGGAUCAAAGGGUCUGGCUGGAGACACAGUUGAAAAGAUCCCGAAGAUUACAAUUGGUAAAGAUGGAAAUGUUGAUGCUUCUGGGGAGAGAAUCUCUUGUUCAGUCUGUCUUCAGGACUUCCAGGUCGGGGAAAUUGUUCGAAGUUUGCCUCAGUGCCACCACAUGUUUCACCUCCCUUGCAUUGAUACCUGGCUGCUUAGACAUGGAUCUUGCCCAAUGUGCAGGAGGGACCUGUAA